Candidula unifasciata is the source of this 3927-nucleotide messenger RNA. The record is from the annotation of a GenBank genome assembly. NCBI's taxonomy places the organism in Eukaryota, Metazoa, Mollusca, Gastropoda, Stylommatophora, Geomitridae.
AUGGCUACCGAAGGUGGCAAAAUUAAAGUAAAAAGGCGGACGGCACCCAGUAAACCGUACGAGAGAAACUUGACUCUGUUUGGCAAGUUGAGGAAAUCUGUCAAGGAACUGUUGAUCCCAUCGUGGCUGUCGAGGCCUGAGCAGGGAAGUGAGAGUCUAGGCACCGGUGAUGCCUGCCUGGCUGCACAGAGCUCGGUGCCAGCAGGUGAAUGCAACAGUGGGGUGGUGUCUGGUGCCCAGCUCCACAACAAGGCUGGUGAUGGACAUGCUGGGCUCGUGCAGCAGCCGUCUACCUCCAGUGGGGAGCAGACGCGACUACCAGCAGCAUUGCAUGAUGUGCGUGGGCAAGGUGAAGGCAGCAUCCCUACUCCAGGGGAAAAGAGUGUUUAUGAUCAUCGAGCUGGCAGAGUGGCAAAUGUCAGCAGCAUAACAGACAGACGAGUGAAGCCAGCUACAAAUAAGAGGAACACAUCAUCCACACCCAGAUUUGGUGAUGAGUUUGAUGAGCCAGCCUCGUCUAGAGUGCACCAUGUGGCAUCACACGGAUCUGAGUCUUAUUUAGACACACAGAAUCAGAGCAGAGAUGUGGGUAGAGCCCACCCCAUUAUGACAUCCACCAGGGUCUUGAACCAGUCCAUGGAUGUCUCCAAUCCUGCUGCUAAACGACAGAGAUUAUGGAGUCCAGACUCUGAGCGGCAGGGCAAAUAUUUCAGUAGCCCGGUCAAGGAAAAGCCAGCGUUUAACUCGGUGCUACUGGGAUCUGUGAGUGAUUCUUCAAUGCUGGGUGACAGUUUGCACACCUCUGUAUUUUAUCCUGGCAAGACACGGUUUGGUGGAGCUUCAGCAGAGAGGCGGACAUCACUGAACACCAGUCUGCCGUACCAGUCAUCGCUGCCACUGAGGAAACAAGUGCGGCCACACAGUGUGAGAAACAACAUUCAGGCCACUACCAGCGCCACAGCUCAGAGGAUCUUGGAGACGCUAGAUAGGAUGUCCACACCACUAGGGGAUGCGAAGAAGAUACCAGUAUCUGAUUCCCCCAACGACUCUGUUCUCUCAUUCACUCCAUCAUCGUACAGACGGACAAGUUUCCAGAUGGGGCGACCUGCAACCAGGCCACUACAGCUGCCAAGCCGGGCACCACCGACAAGUCAACAUCAGGUGCUGGCUCAGGCAGUCAUAGCUCAAAAUAGACAUACCAGUGGCAUUGUGGACAAGAGGCACAACUCUUCAGUGAUAGAAGACCAUAAUGAUGAUGACAGAUCAAUGAGUAUUCAUGUAUCCCAGGAAGCUAGAACUCUACUUAGCAGGGUACAGCCACCAGCUUCCAGCGAGACAGGGGGCAUUCUGGGACACCAGAGUGAUGUCUCCGGGAAGAUGAAAGCUAAAAGGUUCACACAGCAUAUUUCUAACGUAGGAGUAGAUAGUGACGUGAUGGAAGUCCCUAACCUGAGAACAGAAUUCACACUGCCCAUCUGCAACAUGGGCCCUAUAUCUCUACAGCCCAUGAAGUCUCUCACAGUGGCCGCCUCCAGUGCUCCACCAGCUGAUGAUACUGUGCCUAUGAAAUUUAUAUUCUCAGCUCCGAUAGACGAGAAGAGGCAAGCCUGCAGCCAGAUGUCCUCAGGGGUGUCCGAUAAGAACUUCAAAUUUACCUCACCAAUCAAGACCUCGCAGACAAAGACGAGUGCAGCUGGAGCUGAAGGAGAGUCCAAGAGCUGCCAGGAGCCUGCUGUAGGAGCAUCCUCAGGCAUGCCCAUGUGGACGUCGUCUUCUUUUACUGCAUCGGUUCCAGCGUGGGGCUCUACGGCUCCCAAACCUAAGAUGGCAUCUCCAGAUAUUGGAGGCACCUCAUCCAGUUUCAAGUCAUACAAUAAGUGGGGCGGCUUUGAGAAGCCAGAUGACAGUUCUGCUGCUUCAGAUACGCCAGUUGGGUUCUCCCUAGCUCCUGCAGCCACUCUGAAGACGGGCUCUGUGAUGGAUAUACUUGGAGGAAAGUCAUCAAUACCUGUGUCUACCCCAGCAACGAUGAUGUCUAACGCAGCCAAAGAACCUGGCACUGAGGACUUGAUGGCCAAGUUCAAGAAGGCGGCCGGGUCCUGGGAAUGUGAUGCCUGUAUGCUGGUCAACAAACCCGAGGCUAACAAGUGCGUCUGCUGCGACACAACAAAACCUGGAGCCAAACCAGCUGCUUGUGGAUCUGGCACCACAACAGCAUCAUCAUCAAGUUCCACGGUGCCAGGCACUUCACCAAGCCCAGAGAGUUCAGCCACAAGUAUCCGGCCCUCAGGCUCCAGCAGUUCUAUGUUAUCCAACAAGGAAGUAGCCCUACCUGGGACCAAGCCUGGCACAGGUGUCAGCCCAGAGAACUCCCUGAGUGCACUGUUCAAAAAGCCAGCUGGCAGUUGGGAGUGCGACACCUGCUUGGUACAGAACACAGCUACAGCUGUCAGAUGUUUGGCCUGUGAUUCCUCAAAACCUGGCCUGCAGGCUGCUGGCAUAGUUUGCAAACCAUCAGCAAGCACUACUUCAUCAGCCAUCACAGUGUCACCAGCAGGCGGGUUCACUUUUAACGUCUCCACCACAACUACCACAACUUCAGGAUCUAGUGGUUUCAAAUUUGGCAACACCAGCACAGCGGCCCUGACCUCAUCCAGUUCCACACCCACCGCCACCGGUUUCGUCUUUGGCCAGGUCACAUCGGCAAACAAAAACUCUGACUCCUCCACCGGCAGCACGUCUUCCACCUUGCUCACAGGUGGAUUCAAAUUCGGAGCAACAGGCCCAGGAAGUGGAGGUGGGGGGCAGACGUUUGCAGGUGGCUCCUCAAGUUUUUUAGCAGGAAAGACUAGUAUCCUGACAGAGCCUAAGGCGGCAGCUCACACUGAAGUUGCGGCCGGACAUCUGCCCACUAAUGGUGUCCCACUCACAGCGGACAGUAAAUCAAACAUUUCUACGAAUGCUACAGCUUUCCAGCCAGCCGGUAACCCUAACGGAGCACUGCAGUUUGGGACAGCACUGACCACUAAAGAUAGCAACAUUAAGUUGUCUCAGCAGGUCAGCUUCAACUUUACCCCAGUUAGUUCUGCUUCUUCUCCAGCAUUAGUGGCACCAUUAUCUCAGCAACAAACAGAGAAACCAGUCUCUGCGGUUAGUGGACCAGCUAGUAACCUCUUCCAGUUUGGUGCCUCAUCUGUGCCUGCAGCAUCUAGCAGCGGCCUGGGGAUGGGCAACAGCCUAGCCGACGCCCGACCUGUGCUUAAUGGAGGCUUUGGUUCCGGCUUCGGGGCACCAACAGGAAAGGACAACUCUGGGGCUGCAUCUCUGGACUCCAGCAAAUCUUUGGCAAGUUUUACCUUUGGCACCAACCAGCCACCACCAACAUUUGCCAGUUUUGGCCAGGUCUCGGCAGCCACUGUUGGGAGUUCACAGGUGUCUCAGUCCGGCAAACGGACUGUGGACUUCGGUGAAGCAGAUCACUCCAGUGCCAAGAAGUCGUUUAACUUUGGGACAAGUAGCAGUGAUGCCCCAUCCAAUGGACUCUUUACUUUUGGGGGUUCUUCGGAAUCAAAAACGUCUGCCUUCGCUGUCAGUUCUACUGCUAGUUCUUCUACUGGAGGCUGUGUAUUAUUGAGCUCCAACCAGACAGGCGGUCCUGCGCCGGGUGGUGGCUUUCAAUUCUCUAAUAGCUCCAACCAAACAGGUGGUCCUGCGCCAGGCGGUGGCUUUCAGUUCUCUCAUGGCUCGUCUGCAGCUCCUGCUUUCCAGGGCUUCAACUUUUCAUUGAAAGCACCAAACGAGACUCCCAAACUUGCUUCAUUUGAGGCACCAGUACUCCAAGGAGCAACCUCAUUCAACGCAACACCCAGUUUCAACUUCAGCUCCACUUCACAACCUAAUUCUGUGUUUCAGUUUGGUGCCAAGCCU